AUGAAAAGAGGUGUUAUAGAUACAGAAUAUUUGUUUAAUGAAGCUUUUAAACCUAUAAUUGAUUCACUCAAUUUAAUAGCGGAUAAAAAGAAAGGACAGAAUAUUCAAAGUUUAAAAGGUGAAGAAGAUAAUAAUUUACAUAAAACUUCAGUACAUCAAUUUACCCACUUUUUCGAAAUACUUCCAGAACAUAGGAUAUACGAUAAAACAUAUUAUGAAAAAGAUAAUAAAAAACUUCAAAUAGGAGAAUAUCCCGUAGAAUUUGUAGGCGAUUCUGUAAUAGUGGUAGAUAACCAUAAAUAUAAUUGGACAUAUGGUCUUUGGUCUUUGUUAAGUGAAAAAAAAUACUAA
Cinara cedri is the source of this 351-nucleotide messenger RNA. Lineage: Eukaryota; Metazoa; Arthropoda; Insecta; Hemiptera; Aphididae. The record is from the annotation of a GenBank genome assembly.